Messenger RNA from Medioppia subpectinata, 912 nucleotides. Lineage: Eukaryota; Metazoa; Arthropoda; Arachnida; Sarcoptiformes; Oppiidae. The record is from the annotation of a GenBank genome assembly.
AUGGCUACCGGCGCGAAGUUUGCCGACGUAAACAACCCGCGACCGGUGCUCAAAGUGGGCGAACCGGGUGAGCAAGGGUUGGCCGAGUUGAGCGAGUUGAUGGUGACCACCCAGGGUCCGGUGCCCGGCGCUAUACUGUUGCAGAUUAACCUACACGAGCCGGCGGGAGCGAAAGGGGCCGUAGGCCUGUGGGACGUGCACUUCCGUGUGGGCGGCGCUACGGGUACUAAAUUGCAGUCAGACCUGUGCCCCAGAGGGGGCGCGUUCAAGCCCGAGUGCCAAGGUGCUUUUAUGAUGCUACACAUCGCACCUACGGGUAGUGCACUCAUUGAUAACAUGUGGGCCUGGGUGGCCGAUCAUGAUCUGGAUGGGCCCAAACAGAUUAGCGUAUAUAACGGUAGAGGUGUUCACAUCGAGAGCAAAGAGGGCCCGGUAUGGAUGUAUGGGUCGUCGUCGGAGCACUCGGUGUUUUAUCAGUACAACAUAGCUAAUGCUAAAAAUGUUAUGAUGGGUAUGAUUCAGACCGAGACCCCCUACUAUCAGGCAUACCCGCCGGCGCCCGAGCCUUAUAAACCGCAGCCCAAGUGGUCGGACCCGGACUUUAGCAACUGUCCCAAAGGGUCGCUGACCUGUCCCAUGGCGUGGGGUUUACGUGUGGUUAACUCAGAGCACGUGUAUGUCUAUGGGGCCGGACUUUAUAGCUUUUUCCAGAACUAUGGCCAGACAUGUCUGGACACCGAGUCGUGUCAGGACAGUAUGGUAUCCAUCGAGAAGUCGCCCAAAAAUGUGUUUAUCUAUAAUUUGAAUACAAAAGCGUCGGUGAAUAUGGUUGUAGUGGACGGACAGUCGCGUAUCAAACAGGCGGACAAUAGAGCCGUAUUUUGUUCAACUGUCGGCGCAUUUCAACUAUAA